CUCUCUCUCUCCCGCUUCUCUCUCUAAUCUCUCUCCUCGCCGUACUCGGCGGAUAAUACCAAUUUCUCCGGCGAGUCGCAAAAACAAUUUUGCUUUUGCGAACAGAAAUAUGUUCUCGUCACUAAAACCACGCAAAAUCCGUAUCUGUUUCCCCCGCAAAUUCUCUUCUUCCUCUUCCAAAUUGACCCCACUUCUCAAUCUCAAAUCCUGCACCGCAUUACUCCAAUCAUACGCCAGAAACCAAGAACUUUCACCGGGAAGAAAGCUCCACUCGUUCAUGAUCGUCACUGGUUAUCUCUCUUCCCCUGUUUCCGCUACCAGCCUCAUCAACAUGUACUCCAAAUGCAACUCCGUCGCCGAUGCUGUAUCCGUUUUCAACUCGUCGACCGAUGUACACAAUGUGUUUGUUUAUAAUUCCAUUAUAGCCGGAUUAACUGCUAAUGACCUGCCGGCUCAAGCUUUCGAGUUUUACUGUAGAAUGCGGUCGUUUGGUGUAGCCCCUGAUAAGUUUACUCUUCCUUGUGUGAUUAAGGCGUGUUCGAAUGUUGCGGAUUUGAAAAGUAUUCAUGGGUUGUUGUUUAAGCUUGAGCUGGGUUUGGAUUUGUUUAUAGGGAGUGCAUUGAUCCAUUCUUACCUAAAAUUUGAGCUGAUGAACGAUGCACUACAAGUGUUUGAGAAAUUGCCUAUAAUAGAUGAUAUUGUUCUUUGGAAUGCUAUGAUUAAUGGUUAUGUCCAAAUUGGAGAUUUUGAUAAGGCGUUGUUGAUCUAUAUAAGGAUGGCUGAAACUGGGCUCGUUCCGAACAGGUUCACUAUUACUGGUGUAUUAUCAGCUUUAGCAUUGGCUGGGGAGCUUUGCAAUGGAAAAUCGGUUCAUGCGUUUACAGUCAAAACAGGAUUUGAAUCAGGGUUAGCGGUUCUUAAUGCACUGAUCGAUAUGUAUGGUAAAUGCAGGCAACUUAGUGAUGCAUCAAUGGUGUUCGAGAAUAUGAUUGAGAAGGACAUGUAUUCAUGGAACUCAAUUAUUAGUGUUCACGAACAAUGUGGGGACCACGACGGGACUUUGAGGCUUUUGAAGCAGAUGUUUAUUUCAGGGUUUCAGCCUGAUAUAGUAACUGUUACUGCCGCACUUCCUGCUUGUUCACAUUUAGCUGCAUUGAUGCACGGUAGAGAAGUCCAUGGCUAUAUGAUCACUAGUGGAUUAGACAAGGUGGGUAAUACUUACACAGUUAACGCAAUUAUGGACAUGUAUGCAAAAUGUGGGAGUAUGAGGGAAGCCCGGUUGGUAUUUGAUAGGAUGAGAAAUAAAGAUGCAGCUUCGUGGAAUAUUAUGGUAAUGGGAUAUGGUCUGCAUGGGCAUGGAAACGAGGCGUUGGAACUUUUUUCUCGUAUGUGCCAGAGUGGAUUGAAGCCUGACGAAAUCUCGUUCGUCGGAGCAUUAGUAGCGUGUAGCCACGCGGGAUUUGUAAUAAAAGGCAAAGAACUUCUAGAAGAAAUGGAACCGAAAUACGGUGUUGCUCCAGCUAUCGAACACUACGCAUGUGUCAUCGACAUGCUUGGCAGAGCAGGGCAGCUCGUGGAAGCCUUUGAGUUGAUAUCGAAUAUGUCGAUCGAGCCUAAUCAAGUUGUGUGGAGGGCGUUUUUGUCUUCUUGUCGAAUUCACGGGAAUGCUGACCUUGCUGAGGUGGCAGCGCGGCGGGUGCUCGAGGUGGGGUCGGAUCAUUGUGGGAAUUAUGUUUUGAUGUCUAAUAUUUACGGAGCUGCUGGGAGAUAUGAAGAGGUGGCUGAGUUGAGACAUACGAUGAGGCAACAAGAUGUGAAGAAAUCGCCUGGUUGCAGCUGGAUUGAACUUAGUGAUGGUAUGCAUGUUUUUCUUAAUGCGGAUCGAGGUCAUCCUGAAGAAAACGGUGUUUAUGAUUGGUUAGAUUCGCUAACCGCUUGCUUGCGUGGGCGUGGGCAUGUCGUAGAUGUAUUAGAGAGCUGUUUCUAGAAAUUGAUGGUCAUUGAUCUUAAGCUUUCACCCUUCUGUGCAAGAAGUUCUUUUUGCUGGUAUGGAGAUGAUGUCACGUGCCUCUCAACAUCAACACUCAUCGCGUAAUAUAAAUAAAGGAUUACAGAUCUGGUGCGUAUUGUCUACUCAUGUAAACUUGGUUGGACAUUGUCUUCUCCAAGAACCCGUUUCUCAUUUUUUUUCUUCUUUUUCUUGUGCCAUAAUUUUUACUGUCAAUAUUUUUGUUUAUAGGGAUUUUGCUGAGUUCUUGAUCAAGAUACUCUUUGUGCCGCUGCCUAGAACAGCUCCAAGAAAUUACCGCGUGUUUUAGCAUGUUGCUGCAUAAAAAAAAAAAAGGUGUUGGGAAUUAACCUUAUCUAAAAUUGUCACGAAAAGUUAUUUCCAUCGAUACAAGGCUCAGAUUUCCUUUGUUUGGGGUGUAGAAUUCCGAUUUUAAUUUAUAUAUUUUGGAUCACCAUGA
Erythranthe guttata (spotted monkey flower) is the source of this 2468-nucleotide messenger RNA. NCBI's taxonomy places the organism in Eukaryota, Viridiplantae, Streptophyta, Magnoliopsida, Lamiales, Phrymaceae. The record is from RefSeq and is a predicted model, not a curated record.